GUUUAUAUAAUACUUCAAAGAUUCCAAUCAUACUUUCAAGCGUUGAUCGAAACUUGUUUGGCUGAGUAAUGCAUUGGAUUCUCUUGAUAUGGCCAAAUCGGAACGGCCGACGAUGUGCAGAACAGAGGAAGCCAUCCUCACUCUCCUCCAAGGCUGCAACAGUAUGCACCGCCUGCGCAAAAUCCAUUCUCAGGCCAUUCUCCGCGGCAUUGACAAACGCUCAUCCGUUGCCGGAAAGCUCCUAUCUUUCUGCGCCAUUUCUUCCGCCGGCAACCUCUCUUACGCCCUUCUUCUCUUCUCCCGCCUCCCGGACCCUUCUACCUCCAACUGGAACUCCCUCAUCCGCGGCUUCUCCAUUUCCCCUUCAUCCUCUCACUCCAUCUCCCUCUACAACUCCAUGGUGUCCUCUUCCUCGUCUGCUCGCCCUGAUGCCGUCACCUUCUCCUUCCUCCUCAAAGCCUGCGGCCACAAUGCGGCUACAGGAAAGUGCAGGGAGGCUCAUGGAAGCAUUUUUCGAUUAGGGUUUGAAGCAAACAUAAUUGUUUGUACGAAUCUCUCCCGUGCGUAUGCGGAUAAUGGAAAUGUGGGAGAUGCGAGAAAGGUGUUUGAUGAAAUGCCUGAAAAAGAUCUCAUUGCGUGGAAUUCAAUGAUAGCUUGUUACUGCAGGGCAGAGAAGCAUGAAGAUGCGCUGAAGGUUUAUAAACAGAUGAGGUUUUUAGGUUUCGGGUUAGAUGAGUUCACCGCAGUGGGAUUGCUCUCCUCAUGUGCUCAUCUCGGUGCAUUGGAGCUUGGAGUUUGGGUGCAUAGAUUUGCAGAAAAAAAUGGGUUUUUGGAUAGAAAUGUUUAUGUGGGUAAUGCACUAGUAGAUAUGUAUGCGAAGUGUGGUAAUUUGGAGCAAGCUUGUAAUGUUUUUGAGACGAUGAAGAAGCGGGACACUUUCACUUGGAACUCAUUGUUAUUUGGAUUUGGUAUUCAUGGUUAUGGGAAGGAGGCAAUAAACUUCUUCCAACGAAUGCUUAUGACUGGGGUUCAACUAAAUUCUGUGACUUUCCUUGGGCUGCUUAUGGGUUGCAGCCACGAAGGAUUGGUUGAUGAAGGUUUGGAGUAUUUUUAUUCGAUGAGCUCUAAAUUUUCAUUGAAACCUGAUGCCAAGCAUUAUGGUUGUGUGGUGGAUAUGAUGGGCCGAGCAGGGAGACUUGAAAAGGCUGUUGAAUUCAUCAAAACUUCAUCUUUUGUAAGUGAUCCGGUUCUUUGGAGGGCAUUGUUGAGCGUUUGUAAGAUUCAUAAAAAUGAAGAAAUAGCAGAAGUUGCUUUUGGGAAUCUCGUGGAGAUGUCAGCUCAUAAUGCUGGUGAUUGCUCUCUUCUUGCAGGAAUUUAUGCCUCUAAGGGAAAUUCUGAUGGUGUUUCGAGGAUGAGGAAGAUGGUGAAGGAACAGGGAAUGAAGACCACACCUGGUUGGAGUUGUAUAGAAGUGAAAGCUGAGGUGAGAAAGUUUGUUGUUGAUGAUAUAUCUCAUUCAGACAUUGAGGAAAUUUACAAUAAGUUAAUGGAAAUGAUCAACAGAGCAAUUGCUUUGGGUUAUCCUGCAGAAAAGUUUAAGUUAAUUUUGAGAGAAAAAUCUCCUGAGAAGUAUAAAGAAUGGUUGGAACAUGGAGGAAGUUUCCAUAGCGAAAUCCUGGCAAUCGCUUUUGGACUUUUAAGUACGCCUGAAGGAAUGAUGUUAAGAAUUGUGAAAAACUUGAGGGUUUGUAUGGAUUGCCAUCUGCUUACAAAGCAUGUUUCGAGGGCAUUUGAUCGAGAAAUUGUUGUAAGGGAUCGUGUGAGGUUUCAUCACUUUAAAGAUGGAUCAUGCUCAUGCAAUGACUAUUGGUAAUGGGAAUGCCAAUAGGAAUCUAUU
Messenger RNA from Phalaenopsis equestris, 1897 nucleotides. Its product is annotated as pentatricopeptide repeat-containing protein At3g56550. Gene Ontology annotation, molecular function: protein binding; RNA binding; zinc ion binding. The transcript has a single exon. The record is from RefSeq and is a predicted model, not a curated record. Gene Ontology annotation, biological process: RNA modification. Lineage: Eukaryota; Viridiplantae; Streptophyta; Magnoliopsida; Asparagales; Orchidaceae. Bases 89 to 1873 code for a protein of 594 amino acids.